GCCCACGAACGGCCCCACCUCCCGCCCUUGGUGGCAGCCGAGGUGUCUUGACCGAAAUGGUAACGGUCUCCACGGGCGGAGUGAGGGGGAGGCUGACAGGGGCGUGCGAGCCCGGUCCGGACUCUGGCGACUGGGGAAGCUUCUCGGGCGCCGCCGCCCUCGGGCUUUAUCUCGCCUCCCCGGGAGGCGUCACUGGCUUAACUUUUUUUUCCUCCAAAGGAGGAGGAGGAGGAUUCCCUUUAACAGCUGUUUGCUCACCACCCUCGUGAAUUACUAUUUCGAUCUGAGAGAACUAGAUGUAGAGACCGGGGGUGGGGGGAGCGCGGAAGAGCCUGUUCCUUUACCACGUGAGGUGAUUGGAAACGUGUCCCCGAGACUCACAACAAAUCACCACUUCUCAAAUAACCAAACUCCCCUCGAGGAGAUCCGGGACAGAAAAGAGACUUAGAGGCGCGUGUCUAGACGCUGUCCCCCGGGGUGGAUUCCUCCGGCGAGAGAGGCAAAGGGAGUAACUCGGAGCAGCUUUUUUCCAGUAGUUAACUAUUCUUAAAUAUGCCAUCUGUUGAAUAUUGCUUUUUUUUUCUUUGUGCCGUGUACGUUUCUGAGUAUAAAGUCUGCCAUGGAUGACAUGAAAGCCUAGAGAAAAGUGUGUGCUGAGUUCGUCACCUCCUUUUAGACUCAGAUUUGCGAAGUUUUCAGGCAUUGCUCUUGAAGAUCUCAGAAAGGCCUUUAAAAUAAGGCUGCAAAUGGUGUGUGUCUUUAUCAUGAACCGAAUGAAUUCCCAGAGCAGUGGUUUCGCUCAGCGCCGGAGAAUGGCUCUCGGGAUUGUUAUGCUCCUUCUUGUUGAUGUGAUAUGGGUGGCAUCCUCAGAGCUCACUUCGGUAUGUAAUUCUUGUCCAGGAAUGAUGUCCUCUGAGUAUGUUUUUACUCAGUACAACAAACCAUUCUUCAGCACCUUUGCAAAAACAUCUAUGUUUGUUCUGUACCUUUUGGGCUUUAUUGUUUGGAAGCCAUGGAGACAACAGUGUACAAGAGGAUUUCGAGGAAAGCAUGCUACUUUUUUUGCAGAUGCUGAAGGUUACUUUGCUGCUUGCACAACAGAUACAACUAUGAAUAGUUCUUUGAGUGAACCUUUGUAUGUUCCUGUAAAAUUUCAUGAUCUUCCAAGUGAAAAACCAGAGAACACAAAUGUGGAUGCUCAAAAAACUCCCAAAAAGUCUCGUGUAAGGUUCAGUAACAUCAUGGAGAUUCGACAGCUGCCUUCGAGCCAUGCGUUGGAUGCUAAGUUGUCUCGCAUGUCACAUCCUGCUGUGAAAGAACAAGAGCCCUUACUCAAAACUGUGGGGAAACUUACUGCAACUCAAGUAGCAAAAAUUAGCUUUUUUUUUUGCUUUGUGUGGUUUUUGGCAAAUUUCUCAUAUCAAGAAGCACUUUCAGACACGCAGGUUGCUAUAGUUAAUAUUUUGUCCUCGACUUCUGGACUUUUCACCUUAAUCCUUGCUGCAGUGUUUCCAAGUAACAGUGGAGAUAGAUUUACUCUUUCUAAACUAUUAGCUGUAAUUUUAAGCAUUGGAGGUGUUGUGCUGGUAAACCUGUCAGGGUCUGAAAAAUCUUCUGGAAGAGAUACAAUAGGUUCCAUUUGGUCUCUUGUUGGAGCCAUGCUCUAUGCUGUCUAUAUUGUUAUGAUUAAGAGAAAAGUAGACAGAGAAGAUAAGUUGGAUAUUCCAAUGUUCUUUGGUUUUGUAGGUCUGUUUAAUCUGCUGCUCUUAUGGCCAGGUUUCUUUUUACUUCAUUAUACUGGAUUUGAGGACUUUGAGUUUCCCAAUAAAGUAGUAUUAAUGUGCAUUAUCAUUAAUGGCCUUAUUGGAACAGUUCUCUCAGAGUUCCUGUGGUUGUGGGGCUGCUUUCUUACCUCAUCAUUGAUAGGCACACUUGCACUAAGCCUGACAAUACCUCUGUCUAUAAUAGCUGACAUGUGUAUGAAAAAGGUGCAGUUUUCUUGGUUAUUUUUUGCAGGCGCUAUCCCUGUAUUUUUUUCAUUUUUUAUUGCAACUCUCCUAUGCCAUUAUAAUAAUUGGGAUCCUGUGAUGGUGGGAAUCAGAAGAGUUUUUGCCUUUAUAUGCAGAAAACAUCGAAUUCAGAGGGUUCCAGAAGACAGCGAACAGUGUGAGAGUCUCAUUCCUAUGCACGGUGUUUCUCAGGAGGAUGGAGCUAGUUAGCUGUUGUCUGUGGUCCAGCUUGAUAAUGGAACAUUCUACAGCGAAGAGACAAUCUCUGGCAAGUUUUUGUAGAAAAAAGUGUUUCAGUGCCUAGUCUGAAAAAUAACAGUUUCAGUUCUUUGGAACUCUAAAAUAUAUUUUCCUGAUACUGUUUUCUUCAUUUUCAUGAUGAAGUACUUUGCUGUGUAGCUGUGUGCAUAUCUCCACAGUUAUAGGAAGCUCCAGUCCACCUGAAGGACCAACCUGCCUUACACAUCUCAAGGAAUUCAGCUGAUAAAAUAAUUUGAACUAAUCAAGGAAUAAAAUCUUAGUGUUCUGGAGACUUUAUUUUCACAUAUUAUUUGUUAAAUGCUGAACUAUAUUAUGAAAAUGUUUCCCAGAAAUCAUUUAAGUAUAUAGAUCAGUAUUUCUUAUAGUUAAAAAGCUAAAAUAAGCUACCUAUAAUAGGUACGGAUUAUGAUUUUAAGUUUUGUAAAACAUUGCAAAUUAACACAAAAAAUGUUUAAUUUAUGCAACCAGUAUGUUCUUACAAAUUUGGUGGGACUUUAAAAAGAAUAUUUGAGAAAAUAUCUGGUUCACUUACACUACAUAUACUGUAUUAUCCUUUCAUAGCAUUAGGUGCCUUGUAUUUUAAAUCUGUGAAAAACCAUGACAGAUUUUUAAAGAGAAAGUAUUAUUGUAAAAUGAAGAAUUAAGUAUUUCUAAAGCCUGUAUUGCUGUAAAUUUAGUUGAUAAAAUUGUGCUUAAUUUAGAGUUUUGAAGAAAUGUUCUCUCUUCAGUUAAGACAUUUUCAUAAUGGGAUGAUUUAAAUUUGAAGUGAUAAAGAGUAUUAUUAAAAUAAAAUGUUUAUAUAUAUGUAUUUGUGUAUUACAGAUCUAUCAGUUGGUUUCUGAUUUUUUUCCACAUGUAAAUGUGCCAAAUUACUCUAGAACUGGGUACCACUUCUCUAAAUAAUUCUAGUUUUCACAAGUAAAUUUUUAAUGGUUAAAAUGCCAAAGAAGGAAGGCAAGAAGAAAUUGUACUUUAAAAAUUACGUUUGAAUUCUUUUCUCUGCCAAGCUUAAAUUAAAUGUAAAAUACCCCUAAUUGCAAAUCUUAAACUUAGGUGUUAUAUAUACUUAUUGUGCAGUUGCUCCUGGACUCUACUCACUGUAGACAUUGGUGGAUGGACAGGUCGCAGGGUUCAUCCAGGCUUUUGAUUAAUCUAGAACCCACUUCUUUUUCAAGUCUUUUGAGAAUAGUUCAUUUCUCUUCAAAAUUUCUUAGCAAAUCUGAUUUUUUUAAAAUUCUCUUUGCAGUGUUAGCUUCAGUUUGUCUUAUUUACCUUUUUUAAAUUGCUUUGGUGUUAUCAUGAGUCUAAAAUGAAGUUUAGCCAUCUUUCUGCCUGUCCUGAGACCUUUUAUAUUAUAUUAAUUUAAAAGAUUAUUUGUUUAUGAUAUUAAAUUAGAAAAAACAGGCAGCUGCUCUCCUAUUUGGUGCCACCAGUAAUUCUUGUUAAGCUAAAAAUAAUACUGAUUUUGUUAGCUUGACACAGGGUAAAGGCGUGUAAAGAAAGUGAACUUCUAAGGAUUAUUCUCUUCAAAAGAACUUAGCCGAGUAACGUUUCAGUUACUCAAAGACUAAUUUUGAUUGAAGUUUCUUAUUGAGACACCUCUACUUUUUGUUUUUGCCCUUUCACAGUUCACCAAUACUUCUCAGCAAUUUGCAGGAUGAAAUAGUUAAAACAGUGGAGAAGAAAUUCACAUUUUGAAUUAUUCCGUAAAUAUGGUAGGGAAAGAGGUUGAACUUAGAAUGUUUUGGUUGUUCAUGUGCUCUGUGUUCGCAGGUCACACAGGAUCCUGUGUCAUCACUGAGGGUUCUGGAAGCAGUAAGCCUUAGUUAACGUGCUGGGGAGAUCUUGAGGAGGUCUUCUUCCACUAGGCUGCUAUAUUUUUGUUUUUCAAAGAACAGCCUCUUCAGAGGAAGUGCCGUUAAAUUGGUUACCUGAAGCGUGAAUCACUGCAGCUUUGCUCGCCCCCGCCUCUUGUCUUUUCUCUCAGGUCUUUAUCCGAAUGGUUUUCAUGUUUGAAUACUGUAGCCAUGGCGAGUGAGCAGUUGAAGACUUCCUUUCUGUGCCUUUGUAGUUAAGAGUUCAUCUUCUCUAGAAAUAAAGUUGCGGUGGAUUGCUUCCUUUUGUUAUUACCCAGAACUCUCAGUAUCAAGGCCCUGGGAUCAGGGCAGGCACAUUGCAGGCCUUUGGAAAUGUUGGGAAGAGAUUAUGUUCAAGUAACUGCUAAUGACCUUGGUCCCUGUUAGAACGGUGUUGGCUCAUGAUUAUAUGUUUCUGAAUCUAAAGUCACAAAUAGGAAUUUCUAAUACCUUGUUUCAGUCGUCAUCUUUUCUUCCCAUACAUAAUUUAAAUCCCAUUAUUGUAUAAUGUUUCAAAUUAUGACCUUGAUUGAAAGAAGUCUGCUAUUUUGUUGAAAAGACUUUCUGUUAGAUGAACAUCAGAAUCUCUACUAAAACAAUACUGAAAAAUGAGGCAGCCUUAAAAGUGCAUAGGUGAAUGCUUUUGGGGGCUUAGAAAAGUCAUUAGGUAUAUUUAAUGCACCUAUGCUUAUUCCUUUAAAUAAAUUCUGAUUUUUAAAAAAAUUGAUUUAUUGGCUUCUGUCAGCCUGACUUAAUUAAUUCCUUAGAUUGAACUGAUCUUCCCCCUGGCAGCUGACGAACAAAGUUUAUUGUUUUGAACUGAGCUCGCAAGGUUAAAUGUGAGUGUUCUCAAAGGUAUACGGCCUUGUUUCAGGAAGAAUGCUAAUGCCCAUUUUACACUCAGUCAUGCAGAGCCAGUUUGGGGGUGCAAGGCGGGGCUUCUCUGGAAGCUGAGGUUUUUCGUAAGGCACUAUGGUAAGGUCUGUAGCUCUAAGCCUCAGUGAGCUGGUUGAAGAAGCAGAAUAUCUUUAAAGAAGGAUAAAAUACGAAUUAAUUAGAGUGUAUUUUUUCCAGAAUCAUAUUAGCAAAUAAAGGAAAUGUUAUUUUUAUUUUAAGCAAUUGUAAUUGUUAUAAUCCUGCUAUGUUUGUCCCUACUUUCCUUUUGAGGUAUUCUUUGUUACUAAAUAUUUUAGGAAGAAUUCACAGAAAUAAGAAAUAAGAGAAAGAUGAAUAUUAUCUGUGACAUCUUCAGAUUUAACUUAGCUAACAUAUUGUAUAUUGAUUUGAAGUUAGGGUUAUAUUUUAGUAUGUCUGUCAUUUACCAAAAAUUCCAUGUAGAUAAGUUGAGGUACAAUUACAUAGACUUGCAAUGUUGAGACCACCACAUUUCCUUUUGUUGUAGUAUCAGCCUCAUCCGUCCAUACAAAAAUUAAUAAUACCGUGUUUCAUAGUUUGCGCACUGUAUGUACACAGGAAACUUCCCUUUAAAUCGUAAGAGCCUUUAAUAAGCUGGGGACAGAGGGGAGUACAUUAUAAAUUAGAAGCAAAUAAUGACUUUUGGGAAUUUACUGUUAUAUUAACGUGAUGCUUUUUUGUUUUGCCAUCAGGCAGGAGCAUUGCAUGAUAAUUGAGAUCUUUAUUUUAACGUUAACUCUUACUAGAUUAUCUUAUUUUCAUUCUGAUUUUUUGGUUCGCUAAAAAAAAUUGUGGUUUAUAUAUCUUAACAACUAAGCACCAUUUUAAUGUCAUUGCAUUUUAAAAAACAAGUCUUUUCUAUAGAAUUUCCUAUAUGCAGUAUGCAUUAACUAUUAGAAUGUCAAAUAACAAAGUCACUGACAUCUAUUUAAGGAAAAUUACAUAGGAAAAGUGAUUAGUACUCUCUGAUUAGGCUGAAGUGCUGAAAUGCUAAUGUGAAAUGGCAAAAUCUGCAAUGAGAACAUUUUGAAUUUUUGGUAAUGUUAAUGUGAUUUUAUUUUUGAGUUGGGCAUUUGGGAUGGAGAAGUACUCAGAUGAAGACAUUUCCUUCAUGAUAUUUUAAUGUUGGGGAAAAAACCUUCAAAAUCAGAACUUUUAACAAGGCUCUUCAUGAAAAUGUUUUUAAUUUAAUUUUAGAUGUGAUUUCUUUCUUAAGAGCUUCUUUUAUUAACUUUAACUUAGAUCCUUGUAUGCUGAGCAUUCAGUAUUUCUCUACUUGGUUGUUUACCUACCUAGUUUUAACUGUGGCAAGUCAUAGAGAAUUUCAGUGGGUCCUUGCAAGGCAGGCAGGAGAUUUCUGUCCCAAGAGUCUUAUUUUUGACAUGUGGUGAAAACAGAUUCUUUAGAAUCUUAGUACCUGUAUUCGCUUAUUUGGAAUAGCUUUCACAUGUUUUUUCUUAUGAAAAAAUCCACGGUCAGUCAGUAACAUCCAAAGUGAAAUUUUGUUGAAGGCUAUCCUUGUCUUAAUUAUUAUGGUAUGAAGUAUAAUAUACUAAGUUCCUUUGGCUUGUGUAGUAGCUGAGUGUAAAGUUAUAUAUAUUUCAAUAUGCUUCAAGUAAAGUUUCAGAGAGACAGCAUGCUAAGCAGUGGUGGUUCUCAAACUUGAGUGAGCGUCAGCACCUGCUGGAGGGCUUGUGGGGCCAGCCCAGCUCUGAUUGAGUGGUUCUGAUUGAGUGGGUCUGCAGGAAUGCCUGGCAAUUUGCGUUUCUAGCAAGUUUCCAGGCAGUGGCGCUGCUGCUGGUCCGAGACCACACUUUGUGAAUCUUUACCCUGAGGAAAGAGCACUAACUUUGAAGUUCGAUUCCCCCCAUUAGCAGGUUUCUGUGGGGGGAAUUAUUUAAUGCAGGUAGGCCUACAUUUCCUCGGCUGUGAAAUGGAGUUAAUGCUACCUCCCUGGGACUGAGGAAUGAAAUAGUGAAGUUGGACAUGCCCAGCCCCGCGUGCCUGAGUGCUUGGUAAAUGCUGAUUCCCUCUGUCAGUCCUCCCCUCACUCUUCUCAAAUGGAAAGUGACGAGCUAAAUCCAGUGUCUUCUGCGUUCCUCUCUGAUUCUGUGACUCUCAAAGUUCUCCAGUUCAAGAGACAAUGCCCGGCCCCGUGUGUGUGCUGGGUGCUUUAUAGGGGGAGUAGUAAUAACAGUGAUACUACCUAGACCAUGGUUUUGGUUUUGGUUUUGCUGUGGUUAGGGCUUAGCAUCUAAACUCUUUAAUACGUCUUCAGUCAGGUUUAUAAAGCAGUGUUGAAGAAGUUACAUUCCAGCACAGUUUGAAUCCAUGCCUGGUUUAUGGGGGCUGAGGGUAUCAGAUAAAUGGGCUACUGUUUUCUGUGACUGACCUCAAAACUGUUUCCACUGCAUCGCCUCCUAAAAUGCGUGUUCAACAUAAGUCGUUUUCAUUACUUCCUUGAUUUUCAGACAGCAUUAAACGAGCUCCAAAACAAAUCCAAGCUAAAAGUGUGAGCAUGAUUUAACAUAGCAGCUAAUUAUUCAGUGUUUUAUUUAAAAGUAGUCACUAGGGUAUUCACUGUUGUAAAUUUAUAAUCUUAAAAGUUGACCAGGCUGAAAGUAUGAGGCUAAAAUACUAUCAGAUUUUCUCAUCCUUUAAUUCCAUCUUAUGAAAGAGAAUAACCGUAAGUAGGGGCCUUUUGUCUUCUCCUCACCAUCUAGAUCUGCUCUAUGGUAAAUAUGGGGAAGAGUACAGUCAGUAAAAAGCGUAUGUAACUAAUUGGCUGUGUUUGGAGACAUGUAUGGAACUUGAUCAAACUAUCUGCAUCCAUCCAGGGUGCUCUCAUUACACUGCUGACUGCUGGGUGCCAGCAGGAGGAGCCGGGGGCGUGCCCGGGAGGGCUUUCCUCACACGCUGGAUCCUGUAACUGCAUUUGAAAUAGCUAUUUUUAAAAACCUGAACAGAGGGAAACUAGAAAGAAUGAAGGCAAGACAUUGAAAAUGCAUGAAAUAUCUGAUAAUGGCAAAAAAAAAAAA
Equus caballus (horse) is the source of this 8079-nucleotide messenger RNA. Lineage: Eukaryota; Metazoa; Chordata; Mammalia; Perissodactyla; Equidae. The record is from RefSeq and is a predicted model, not a curated record.